Molecule: messenger RNA, 519 nt
Organism: Echinococcus granulosus
Lineage: Eukaryota; Metazoa; Platyhelminthes; Cestoda; Cyclophyllidea; Taeniidae
Product: Peripheral plasma membrane protein CASK
Exons: 2
Coding region: 1-519 (172 amino acids)
Biological process (GO): regulation of neurotransmitter secretion
Cellular component (GO): cell-cell junction; plasma membrane
Molecular function (GO): signaling receptor binding
Source: RefSeq, a predicted model, not a curated record
AUGUUCCUCCAACCUGAUUGGCUAUUUGUUUCAACAGACACCACACGCAAACCCGAGGCAAAUGAGCGCAAUGGGGAGCACUACUAUUUUGUGCAGGAGGAAGAGAUGGCGGCAGACAUUGUGAGCAGGGAGUUUCUCGAGUACGGCCAACGCAAGAACAUCCUCUUCGGUAUUCGACUGGACAGUGUUCGGGAUGUCAUAGCAACUGGACGAAUGCCGGUGUUAGAUGUGGAACCGCGGGCUUUGCGAAUCCUUCGAUCAGCGGAGUUUGCACCGUUGGUGGUGCUAUUGGUGCCACCGCCGUUAAGUCGACUGUUGAGUCAGGAUGGACAGCAUGACAUGCUGGACGGGAGUCUGACACAGCUAGUGCAAGAAAGCGAGGUACUGGAAUACGUCUACCGACCCUACGUUGAUCGAGUCGUGGUCCACCGAGCCGUGGAGGAGAGUGUGGAUGAGGUCGUUGAGUUGGUGAAUGACUCUCGCCUCGAGCGGUGGGUGCCCAUUGGAUGGACAUGCUGA